Molecule: messenger RNA, 3293 nt
Organism: Physcomitrium patens
Lineage: Eukaryota; Viridiplantae; Streptophyta; Bryopsida; Funariales; Funariaceae
Source: RefSeq, a predicted model, not a curated record
AGAUCAGAAGCGGGCCUAGUUUCCAAUGCCCCCCAUCGACGAUGAGGAGGAGAAUCUGGACCCACGUGACUGAUCGGAAUUUUUCUGGAGCUUGCAGCUCUCGGGCAGAGCUUGAGACCCAACCAGUGAGUGUGUGUAAGCAAGCUUUGGAGGAAGUAUGGAACCGUGGGUGGGGUGCUUUUGCGGUGUGUGAAUGAACCGUUUGUUUUCAGAUGACAGGUCGAUGGCAUUUUUUGAGGUGACCGCGGUGAAGGCAGAGAGAGAGCGAGAGAGAGAGAGAGGAAAAGGGCAAGCAAGGCCAGCCGAACCGAAAUUUUUGUGAAAACCGUCCCCCCGCCCCCCAAAAUAAGCAGCACCACAGAAGCUUAUAUAUUCGGCGACGUGUUUGUUCGUGUGUGUGUGUGUGUGUGUGAAUGUAUUCAUUCAUUCCCGUGUUAUACUUAGUAAAAGAAUCCCAAUGUGUGGGAAACCAAGGACGAAGAUUCGGGUGUGUGUGUGAUGGUGGAUGGAGUUUCUUGCUUUUGGAGAACGGAUAUCGCGACCGGCACAGAUCCCUCAGGCCACGAAAAGAAGGCUGUGCUUCAUCGGGGUCCACUCUCGUCGGAAGAAGAGCAUAACUUUCUGACAUGCCCUGCUGCAGGUUUAUGUUGCAAAUCGCGACUGUAACAGCUGAUUUUGGAGAUCGCAGGGGGAGGGAGGACUUUGGUUAGGACUAUUAAGCUCGGUUGUAUUAUAUUCCUCUAGCAAGUGGCAGCUGAAACGCAUGCGCACACGCAGCGUCUGGGCCCCAGGAAUCUGGUCCUUUCUGUUCCUUUGUCCGUUCGGUGCUCGUAGAUUUGAGCUUGAGCCCUUUUAGCGAAGAUUGUCUUUGUGUGUAGGGGGGGUUGGGUGGAAAGUGUCGUGGGGUCGUCUGGUGUGAGCUCAGCAGCCCCACCUCAUCGAUGCCACAUUUGGUUGCUGGGAAGAACUGGGAAGGGCUCCGUGAUCGCAGGUUAACAUUGCUGGCGAGGCGGUGCUGAAUCUGGAGUGGAGUGGUGAGUUCAUCGGUGGCAAUGGCGGACGUGGUUUCUGGUGUGUUGGGUGUGUGAGGGAGUGGUUCCCUGGUCUGGCCCUCGAAUGGGAUCGUCGCCAUGUGAGAGUCAGGGUGCGAUUGUGCUCCGAGCUUUCCCUGUUUGGGAGUUGGGUGGUGCAGCAGUGUAGGUGAAGUGUUCGCGAAGUCCAUAAAAAGUGUGAGGGUGCAUAGUUCUGAAGUCGAGGGAACGUAGGCUUGCGCGCGCGAGAGAGAGUGAGAGAGAGAGUUUGUGUGUGUGUAUCUUUGUCUUGGUUUCUUGCUAUGCAUCGGAAGCCGGGAAUAUAUUCUUUGCACCUGCUGGCUGGGUCUAAACCACGUUGUGAAGAAAAAUGGUUCUGUCGUUGGACUCGCAACUGGCAGCUUCUGAACGCGAAGUCGAUAUUAGAAAGACUUUGAAUGACUUCCGUGACCUACCUGUCAACGGUUGCGAGUGAAGUGAUCAUUCAUGUCUUUUCUUUCCUGUUCUUUUUUCUGUUAGGUUUAUGUUUCUUGUUUUCAAUAUUCGACCUAGGUAUGGUGCAUCCAGAGGAUUCUACACAGAACCGAGGUUUUUUCAACCUGUAUCCGAACCUCCAAUUGCUCCUUUUACGAGCCCAGGUUCUCAUUCUGAUGGUUCGACUGUGAGCAUUGUGGAGCUCCAGCCCGUAGGUCCAUCUCCAAUCGUUUUUACAAUGAGUUGGUUGAAGAAUGUGGAGACACGCCAAGAGAGUCCCAUGGCAGUGGAGUUACCUGAAUCAGUAAUGGCGUGGUUUAAGGGAAAGGAUCUGAGAUUACACUACUGGGUGGCAUGGACGGUGUUAGUCUUAGGGUUUAUAGCAUAUGGCUACUUUGAGUUUCUGGUUCCACAGAAUUGUGACAAUAUUCAAUGCGCUGUGGAUUAUUUUCGGCCAGAUGUGAGCCCAAAACCCGCGGAUCCAUUUGUGCCACUGUACAAUGACACACGCCGAAUCGCGGUGUGUUUGGUAGGCGGAGCUCGAAUGUUCGAAAUUACGGGCAGGACGAUUCGCAAGCACCUCCUGGACGUGUACAAUAACACGGACGUGUUUGUACAUUCGCCACUCGACAUGGACAGCCACAAGCUGACUCUUCUCGCGGGUCGCAACCUGCGUGCCGCAAAAAUCUUUAUCCCGACCCCGCAAGCCGAGACGACGAUCGUCAACGAGGUUAUCACCUCGUGGGGGUCUCCGCAUGGGCUGCAGGGGCUGCUGCAAUACUUCAAUCUGGUGGAGGGCUGCUACGGGAUGGUGAAACAGUACGAGGUGCAGUACCGAUUCAAGUAUGACUGGAUCAUCCGCACGCGCGUCGACGGUUACUGGAGCGGCCCUGUACCAGACAUCGCUCAACUAGAUCCGAACUACUACUACGUUGCGGCAGGAAGCGAUUUCCACGGCCUGAAUGAUCGGUUCGGAAUGGGCAACCCUCACACAAGUGGUGCAGCCAAUGCGCGCUUGACUCUGCUGCCAUUGAUGCACCAACGCGGCUUGCGAAAACUGAACUCAGAGUCUGCGUACAAGGCCCAGUUGGAUAUCUCCGGCGUGCCUUACAAGCGUAUUCAGGUCCCGUUCUGUGUCAUGACCCUGCGGCAAGAGGCAUACCCCAAGCCAGCAUGGGGAUUGCUAGUGUUAUCCAUGGCCUCGCGGGGUCCCAUGAGCGGGACUUACUGCAGGCCAUGUGACAAGGAAGAAAACGCGACUGUGUCAGAGCAGGUCGUUAACGGGUGCAUGCGUGACUGGGACUGGCCCGGCGUCGCGGCGAGAGAGGUCACCGUGUGCGAUCCGCGGAAGCCGUGGUCCACCGAAUGGCGAAAGAUCGCUGCGGAGUCGUAUAGCAUAGACGUCCCGGGGGAGGAAAUCCCAAGCCUCUCCUCGCGCUCGGUCCUGCAAUGUAUUGCGGAGAUGCAGGACUUUCAAAGGCAGUGGGAUGUAUGGGAAUCUCCACCUAUAGAGCAGAUUUGCGCGCAGGCUUACAGGGAGCGUUAGUACUUCGAUCAAUUGCAGAGACUUAAGUAGGCAGGAUUUUAGAGGUUUGUAGAGUAAAUUCAGAUUUAGCGUCGAUUUCCAUUUAUCCCUUCCCUGGUCACCUUGACCUACUCCAAAUGACAAAAAUAAUGUUACACUCGUCCAACUCUGAGUGCGUCUGCCUUGCGGAUCACUACUGAUUCAUUUUGUUCUUUGGGAUGCAGCAUAAUAUAUACCUAUCGGUGAUACCGAUGUUAAAAGAC